AUGAGUGUGCGUCACCUUGGCGGGGCGCUGCGCUGGGUUGUGAUCGAGUCCCUUGAGGAGCGGCUCGGGGCAAUGCAGGAGCGACUGCAGGGGUGGGGCGUGACAGCAGUGAUGCUUGGCACCGACACGGCCUCAAGUGAUUUGCAGCAAUGCCGGGAAGUUGGGCUGAAGAGGGAUAUAAAUUUGGCAGCCGAGUACGCCGCGGCCCAGAAAGAAGAAAAACAACCUUUUGUCCCCACUGAGGACCGCAGCGGAUCCCAGGAACCGUUGCUGCGUCGUCAACUACGCGUGUUGGAACAGCUGAGCGCCUUGAUUUUGGAGCAAAUAGCGAAGUGCCGUGGUGCCGGUGAGGAAACCCGUCUUGGGGGACUUGAAGAAGAGUUGCGGGAGGCAGUGGAGUUAAGAUCCAGUGCCACCAAUUGCCUUCAGGCAUGUUUGACUGAAGAGGGGCGGACAAGCAGCGAAGUAAACACGCUCUCUUCGGACUGCACCUCGGAAAGCUCAAACUUGGCUUCUGUUUAUCGUGCCGUUUCUUCAACAUCAAAUGACCACAACGAGGUGAAGGGCAAUGUGCCUUCAAAUGAAUGCCGAGCAGCGAGUGCAUUUUUUGCUCCUAGCCGAAAUGGUGAGUUAUUUCAUCGUCGUUCAGCAUCCGCAUUGGAAACAGACCCUCAAUUUACAAGUGUUUCCAUGGAAGGAUGGAUGGAUAGGAAAUCGAGCUCCCCAAGGGCUGGCACGACGAACAAGAAACGCCCUGCUAGUUCUUCGACACCGAGACGUCCGCAAAAAAAUACAGAACGCUUCUAUGUUUACGGUGUCGCCAUGGUACCCGAACGUCCAAAGACCAAACGCCCUGCCACGGCCAAAGCCUCCCGAAGAGAUUGCAUGUGUGGCGGCGAUCACGACAGUAUCACCAGUCAUUGUGGAGAUCUCGAGCCGAAGGAAAUGAAGGAGUUUAAUUUGACUGACAAGGAGGUUGAAGUGGUGGAUGCAGCAGGGGUUGGUGUUUCCGUUGUGGUGCGGCGUAUGUUACGUCCCUCAAGGCAACAGACGCAAUCGAAAUGCCGCGUUUCACCUGAUUCAAUGAAUAAAAUUCGCAUGACGUAUCGUCCUGCACUAACAGUGCGACGGGAUGUAAGAAAAAGCAGGCUACAGGAAAUUGUUCCAGGUCUACGUGAGUCAACUGAAGCUGCCGCAGUGGCAGUUGACGCGGCGAGGGCGGCGGUGGCAGCGUCAUCAUCUUCCGCACCACACACCCCGUGUGCCUCCGCUGUUCAGGGGUCAGGGAAGCAGCAAAGCAGCAGUAUCGGUCAUUUACAUCAAGGCAGCGAGGAAUGGAAGAAACAGGGCAGAAAACGAUCCGGUUAUACCACUCGACGUUCCCGCUCUUUUAAUCCUGACUCCGAGUUCAUACAAGUCUGCCGUGAACGAGGAAACAGGUGUAUGCGGAAUAAGCAGUACGAGGCCGCAGUCAAGGCGUACAGUGAGGCGAUUGAGCGGGAUCCUGAAAACGAUAUUAUUCUUUGUAAUCGAGCGGCAGCGUAUUUUCUUCUCAAUCAAUACGUUCUUACUCUUAUGGACUGCGAGUCUGUGUUGAGUCGCUCUCCUUCCAACCUCAAGGCGCAUUGGCGAGCGGCGAAGGCCCUCCUUUACACAAAUAAUGUUCAAGCUGCAAGACGCCACUACCGUGUUGCCCGUGAAAUGUGUGUAAAUCUAGUGGAAGAGCGUGCAAUUGCGGAGGAGAUGAAGGCUCUGCGUGCUUAUGAGAUGUACUACGUUUACAUGAAGGAGUGCCGUUGGAUUGACAGCGUAGAGUGUGCUGAUCAGUUGCUUCGUGCAUUUGGCUCCACAGGAGUAGUUGGCCUGCCGUGGCAGUGCCGCAAGUUAGAGGCCCUUCUAAAUUUGGACUCUUGGCGUACGUUGGAGGAUAUUAAGAGGCUUCGAAAAGCCUAUCCAAAAUACGCGGAGCUUCUAUUUCUCCAUGCAAAGUGCCUGUUUUAUUGUGUGCACGAUCCGAACUCAACAGGGGAAAUUUUGGAACUUGUUCAGGCCGCUUGUCGCCAGAAAGAAAUUGAAGGCUGUUCUCAAGACAGCCGUUAUACUCAUCUCGAGCGUACCGUGGUCUCUUUUGAGCAUCAUCGCGACCGGGGUAAUACAGCGUACGAAAGUGGUGAUUGGAUGGAAGCAUAUACGGCGUACACGCGAUGCCUCACACUUGAUCCACUUAAUAAAUCACUUAUUGCCGUUACGUACUGUAAUCGUGCCGCCGCUUCCAUGCAAUGUGGUCGAUGGAACGAUGCUUUGAGUGAUGUUCACCGUUCCAUUCAGAUUAAUGGUAACAAUGCCAAGGUGUAUGCACGUCGAGCACGUAUUUAUCUCCAUUUUAUGCGUGAUAAGGCCAGGGUGGGUAUUGACUAUCUUCAAUUUGCGAUUAACGACCUUAGAAGAGCCGUAGAGCUUGCCCCAACCGAUGAAAAUCGACAGCAACUUGCUGAGGCAAUGAAACUAAAGGAAAGGGAAGAGCGGAGCAAAGAUUCUCGUUCCAGUGACGGUAACGAGGACACAGACAGGGGGAGGAAUCCCAAUGAAACCCCGAGGUUCUGUUCCAAUGAUGCAAACAGUGCUUCUGGUGGGCCACGGCAAAAGACAUACGGCCACAGCGGAGACGCUCCAAAUAUCUUUGCGUCAGAGAACUCAAAGGCGCACUGUACGAAGGUGCUGGGGUUGGAGAACACCGCCGGAUUAGACGCGAGGUCACUGACGAGGGCGUAUCGCGAGGCAGCGUUGCGGUGGCACCCUGACAGAUGGAUCGGCUCUGGUCCGGGAGAACACGAAGCUGCCGAGCAAAAAUUCAAAGAAAUUCACACGGCAUACCAAACUCUGAAAGAAACGAUGGUGCGAUGA
This is a messenger RNA of Trypanosoma cruzi, 2904 nucleotides long. RefSeq names its product TPR-repeat-containing chaperone protein DnaJ, putative. The record is from RefSeq and is a predicted model, not a curated record. NCBI's taxonomy places the organism in Eukaryota, Euglenozoa, Kinetoplastea, Trypanosomatida, Trypanosomatidae. The coding region runs from base 1 to 2904 and encodes 967 amino acids. Gene Ontology annotation, molecular function: protein binding. The transcript has a single exon.